CAGUACUUUCAAGAUGGCGGCGAGCAGGAGGCUGGCCAAGGAACUUGAAGAGAUUCGCAGGUCUGGAAUGAAAAACUUCAGAAACAUUCAAGUUGAGGAAUCAAACCUAUUGUCAUGGCAAGGACUCAUUGUUCCUGACAACCCUCCUUAUGACAAAGGUGCGUUCAGGAUCGAAAUCAUUUUCCCCACUGAGUACCCAUUCAAGCCUCCCAAGAUCACAUUCAAGACAAAGAUCUAUCACCCCAACAUUGAUGAGAAGGGCCAAGUGUGCUUGCCUGUGAUCAGUGCAGAGAACUGGAAGCCUGCCACCAAAACUGACCAAGUAAUUCAGUCCCUCAUUGCCCUGGUGAAUGACCCCCAGCCGGAGCAUCCCCUGAGAGCAGACCUAGCUGAAGAAUACUCAAAGGACCGUAAAAAAUUCUUGAAGAACGCAGAAGAGUUUACAAAGAAACACGGUGAAAAGCGGCCAAUGGACUGAUGACCUGACGAGCGUGUAGCCCUCUCUCUGUCUCUUUCUCCCCCUCUCUCCUAUCUCACCUGCCCGACCAAAUACUGAUCUUCCUCCCCUGCUCUCCCCUUUACCUCACCACCUUCCUUGCUCACUCUCCUCCCUCUUCCACCCCCACACCGGUCCUCCUUGCAGCCCAGGAGCCGCCCAACUGAAGCCAGGCAUCGGCAUCGGCAGCUUCAGCCUCCCUCCCAAUCUGGGACUCUCUGUGGAUCAGAUAGCUUCCUCCCCCUCCUCUUCCUCCUCCUCCUCCCUCACCAUAAAUCUCCAGACCAUUACUAGCUUUCUACUCUUAAAGUAAAAAAUGGAAGAAGAAAAAAAAAGCAAAUUUAAGGAAACAUGAUGUUCAGAUGAAAAGUUGGAUGAAAUACUCAGAGUAAUGUGUUAAUUUUCUGUUGGCUUUUCCUCUAUAUAAAUAAUUGUGUUAAAUAGAUAUCACUUAGACAUGGUUUUUCUGAAGUAUUUUAUUUUUUGCAAAGCAGGAAAACUGGUGAGUAACUAUUUUUCUUUUGCCCCAUCAGUACUCUUUUAAGCUAAACAAACAAACCUGAGAAAAGGCAGAGAAGGACCUAGAGGUGUAUGCAGACUCAAAUGUUUCCCUUACUGACCUCCACAGCUUCUAGACUUGCACUCUGUGGAACAAUCUCUCACACAUCAUCUUCCCCACAGUUUGUAACCCACUGAGCAACAAUGGCAGGCCAUAUAUGAAUUGAAUUGUUAUUGUUGAAAAUGCUACUGAAGGUUCUCCUGUGAUAGUAAAAAGAACAUGUACCCUUUUAGACCAUUGAAACAGCACUAUGCUCAUAGUUUCUCAGAUGUACUUGAGUUUUCAACACGGAUCAGUUGUGCCCAGUUUCAGUCCACAGUGUUAAAACUGUUUUCUGCAUGACAAGUGACUAUUGUGAUGUUCUUUUAAUUAUUGACAAUUGUUUUCUUUUGCUACUUUUAAGCAUUUUUAUUGGCACAAAAAUUGGCAAAGUGGGAAGAUCAUGUUUGGUUAAUUUCAAUCUUCUACACACAUCUUCUCUACCACAAUUGGGCACCACAGUAUAACCAUCUAUCAUAUUAGACAGACAUAUUCCAACAGCAGACCUACUGUCGGCUGCCCAGCUGAAAGGGACCUAAAUUGUCGGGAGGGGGGAAGGAGAAGCUGGAGAAGGAUGCACUCACCUGGAAUGAAGCUCAGCUCCUGGAGGCAGUCCGAAAAACAAGCACCUUGAAGGCAGCUGGGAGAGGGCUGGCUGUCUGGGGAUGUGUCAGGACAUAGAAAGGGACUGGAGUGGCCAAAAAACCACCAUGUAACAGCUGUUUGAUCUGGUCCCCAAUAUUUGUUUCAUAAUAAAGAUGGCUAACCAUUUAGCCUCACUCUC
This is a messenger RNA of Scomber scombrus (Atlantic mackerel), 1878 nucleotides long. It is a transcript of the gene ube2l3b, whose product is annotated as ubiquitin-conjugating enzyme E2L 3b. NCBI's taxonomy places the organism in Eukaryota, Metazoa, Chordata, Actinopteri, Scombriformes, Scombridae. The transcript is spliced from 4 exons. The record is from RefSeq and is a predicted model, not a curated record. The coding region runs from base 14 to 478 and encodes 154 amino acids.